Molecule: messenger RNA, 1584 nt
Organism: Gregarina niphandrodes
Lineage: Eukaryota; Apicomplexa; Conoidasida; Eugregarinorida; Gregarinidae
Product: putative NADH dehydrogenase
Exons: 1
Coding region: 1-1584 (527 amino acids)
Molecular function (GO): NADH dehydrogenase activity
Source: RefSeq, a predicted model, not a curated record
AUGACGAAGCAGAUUGAUCCUUCCAAGUACAAAGUGACAGUGAUUAGCCCCCGCCCGUACUUCUUGUUCACGCCGUUACUGACAGGUACCAUUAGUGGCAGCCUAAGCAUGCGUGCCAUUAUGGAACCUAUCCGCAGCCGACUCUUGUGGGGUCGUAAACGUCGUGUGAUUCAAUACGUGAAGGCCGAAGCGGUCGACAUAGACACUGAGAAACACGUCGUCCAUUGUAAAGACAACGAGGGAGAUCCACUCGAGGUCGGUUACGAUCAACUAGCCAUCGGGGUUGGUAGCGUGACCAACACCUUUGGUAUACCUGGCGCACAAGAGCACUCUGUGUUUGUCAAGGACAUCGCAGACGCCGUGAAGAUCAAGGCUGAUCUCCUCAAUCUCUUCUGCAAUGCAGAGAAAAGGCUGAGGAACUAUCAAAAAGGAAAGGACCAAGGUGGUAAGGACCAAGGUGGUAAGGACCAAGGUGGUAAGGACCAAGGUGGUAAGGACCAAGGUAGUAAGGAAGAAAUAAACAUUGUAGUUGUUGGAGGUGGUCCGGCUGGAGUGGAGACAGUGGCGGAGAUAAACGACUUGAUCCGGAAUGAGUUAAGAGUACAGUUUCCGGAGUUGGCAGAGAAGGCUAAGAUUACGAUUGUGGAGAUGUUGGAUAGAUUGUUGCCUCAGUUUAAAAAGCCGAUUUCGAAGUUUGCUACGGAGAAGUUGGAGACAGCUCCGGGGGUCGUAACGUUAUUGAGGCACCAAGUACAGAAGGUGGAUGAGAAGGCGGUGCAUCUAAAGGCAUUAGGUACGGAUGAGGAGAAGGUGAUUCCGUAUGAGAUGUUGGUUUGGGCGUCAGGAGUUGGUCAGACUUGUUUUGCGCGGAAGUUAUUGAUGAAAUUGCAGCCUGAAAAUCGCGUGCUCAAAGUGGAGCCUGAUCUGCGUCUGCAGGGCUGCGAAAGAGUAUUUGCAUUUGGAGAUUGCGCCAUGGUCUCACCACCGUCACUGGCUGAUCAUGCUGACGUAUUUUUUUCGGAGGCCGUCAAUUCCAAUACUGGUCCAUGUGUGGACUGGUUAAUGAAGAACCGAUUGCGAUUAUUGAAGCUCAAUUAUGUACAACUGGACAAACGUCAAUGGCGGUUGAAAGGGACACUCGAGAGGUGGCCUCUCCAUCAGAAGUUAUCUGUCGCACAAUUCAAGAGCUUACUUAAGGAACUCGACGAUGGCUACAAACCACCAAUUCCAACGGCACAAAUCGCUAAACAAGCCGGAGGCUAUCUAGGAACCAGUCUUAACAGAGCUAUGAGUAAACCAAAGCUCAUUCCUCAUUUACCAUUCAGUCCUAGUGAUAGUGGUGCUAUGUCUUAUAUCGGUGAUGGAAAUGCUGUGCUCAAUAUCAACAUCAGAAAAAAUACACCAGCACCAAAGGGCUUCACCAUCUUUGGGGGUCGUGGCAGUAAACUUCUAUGGCAUGGCUACUACUGGCUAAACCAGUCCAGCUUCUAUAACAGACUACUCUCCUUCACCGACGUCAUCCUCGCCGGCUCCAGAGACCUCAGUGGCGAACCACAGUGCCCAAAGCAACAUGGGCCUCCCUGA